Molecule: messenger RNA, 1809 nt
Organism: Cryphonectria parasitica EP155
Lineage: Eukaryota; Fungi; Ascomycota; Sordariomycetes; Diaporthales; Cryphonectriaceae
Exons: 2
Molecular function (GO): protein binding
Source: RefSeq, a predicted model, not a curated record
CCAUUGUAUGUAAGCAUACGCCGAGGGCACAAGGCCAUUACCAAACUCCUGCUCGACGCUGGAGCCGACAAGACAGUCACGUCUCCGAUGGGUUACACGUCGGCGCUCAAUGAGGCCGCGAGAUGGGGCGAUCCAGAAACCAUACAACUCCUGCUUGAUGCUGGGGAAACCAUCCCUUCAGCAGAAGGCUGCUACCAUAAUCCUUUGCAGAUGGCCGGCGAGUACGCAAACUUUCGGGCCAUAGAAGCCCUCCUCAAGGCAGGAGCCUCUCCUGAGACGCGCUGGACAGACUGGACGAAUCCAAACGAGACCUCGCUGAUCUUCGCCACCAAUAGAGGGUAUAUCGAAUGUGUCAGGGCUCUCGUCGAGCAUGGUGCAAAUGGGGAGAGCAAGACAGACAACCAUCCCAAAACAGCUCUUGCAUCAGCGGCGGCAUACAGCACCAGGGAAGUCUUUGAUUACCUCCGGACCCGGGGUGCAGAUGUGAAUCACGGCGGCGAGAGAUCACGACCGCCACUCCUUGCAAGCGUCUGGCGAGGCGAUGUGGACAUAGACCUGGUCAAAAGCUUGAUUCAGGACGGUGCAGAUGUGAAUGCACGGGCAGAAAACCCCCGCGGCUGGAGGCCGAUCCAUGCGGCGUACGAUAAUGUCACAGCCUUGAAUGCGCUCCUCGACGCGGGGGCCGAUAUCAACUCGCGUUCCGACUCUGCCAGCACUGUUCUUCUCCUCGCGUCCAGGUGGAACUUCAGGGACGUCGUCGAGGCGCUCGUGGACUACAAGGGCAAAGAGAAGCUCGACCUGGAGUGUGAGUUCACCUCGGAAGAUGAUGAGCCGCAUCUGGAUGGCAUGACGCCGCUCUGUUUCGCCUGCAGAAACGGCCGCGUCGACAUCAUGCGGUUGCUGCUGGAAGCGGGCGCGAAUGCGACACAUCGAACGCGGUCCGGGAGCUUCCCACUCUUGCUUUGCUUCGGGCUUGAUGUCGACGGGAAGACGCGCGAGAUGGCCGAGGACGCUGUUAGGAGCAUAUUGGAGUAUCUGUCACCCUCCGAGUUGAAUCAGCGCGAUAACGAUGGGAAUACUGUCCUCCAUCACAUCGGGCCUUGGCACACCGUCUCCGUUGUCCGGUGUCUUGUGAAUAUAGGCCUGGAUCCCUCGGCCCGGAACGACAACGACUACUCGCACCUGAUGAAAGCUGUGGACGCAGGCCACCGUGACGCGGCCAGCUACCUGAUUUCCAAGGGAGCAGAUAUCCACCUGGGCAGCCCUAGACUUGGCAGUCCGCUGAGGAUGGCCUGCAGAAAUGCUGACCUUCCGUUAGUAAGACUGCUCGUGGAGGCUGGUGCAGACGUCAACGAAUUGGACCAACGCAGCGGCGAAUCCAUCUUGCAGGCGUGUAUGGUUGACCGGCAUGGUUCUCAAGCUGUGAUUAAAUACCUAGUGGAGGAGCAAAAGACCGACGUGAACUUGGGUGGCGGCCGCUACAAGCACCCUAUGAUUAAUAACGCCCGCUCUGGCUAUAUAGACUGCGAGCUUAUCGCCGAAUUGCUCGUCAGGAACGGAGCCAAGGUGAACGCCCGAGACGAAGCUGGACGCAUGCCUAUUCAUUAUAGUGUGCUAAGAGGAACAUGGUUUAUGCAAACGCUCCUCGACCUUGGAUCGGACGUCGAGGCAACGGAUAAACUAGGUCGCGGCAUAUUGCACUAUGUGGCCUCCGUAGGAUCCUUCAGCCACCUGACAAUGCUCAAGGACGCCGGAGAGAGCAGGGUUCAUUGGGACGUACCCGACUGCGAUGGGUGGACGCCACUACUU